GUUAUUUAUUUACGGCGAGAGGGGAUGGACAGUGAUCCGGGACAGCCAUCCCAGUGCAUGCGCUCAGUAGGCUCGCGGCGGCAGCGGGUCACCCCGGUUCAUCCCCCAGCGGCACCGAGUGGGCCAAGAUGCCAGGUGGGAGCGUGGUGAUGGCAGUGCUGGCACUGCGCCUGCUCCUGCCCUGCACCGGGCAGCAUCACCGGGAGGAGGCCGAGCGCAUCAUGACCACCACGCCGGUCAUCGACGGGCACAACGACCUGCCCUGGCAGCUCCUCAAGAGGUUCAACAACCAGCUGGGGCUGCCGGAGGCCAACCUCACGACGCUGGACGGCACCCACACCAACAUCCCCAAACUGCGCCAGGGGCACGUGGGCGGGCAGUUCUGGUCGGCGUACGUGCCCUGCGCCACGCAGAACAAGGACGCGGUGAAGCGCACGCUGGAGCAGAUCGACGUGGUGCACCGCAUGUGCGAGCUCUACCCCGAGACCUUCUCCUGCGUCGUCGACAGCGCCGGCAUCCAACAGGCUUUCCAGAACAAGAAGGUGGCCAGCCUCAUCGGGGUGGAGGGCGGCCACUCCAUCGACAGCAGCCUGGGCGUCCUGCGCACCUUCUACCGCCUGGGCGUCCGCUACAUGACCCUCACCCACAGCUGCAACACCCCCUGGGCUGACAACUGGCUGGUGGACACUGGGGACGAUCCGCCUCUGCACAAUGGCCUCUCGUCCUUUGGGAAGAUGGUGCUGGCGGAGAUGAACCGCCUGGGCAUGAUCGUGGACCUGGCCCACGUCUCGGUGGAGACCAUGGAGGCUGUGCUCAACCUCUCCAAAGCCCCCGUCAUCUUCAGCCACUCCUCCGCCUUCAGCCUCUGCCAGAAUCACCGCAACGUGCCCGACGACGUGCUGAAGAUGGUGGCCUCCACGGACAGCCUGGUGAUGAUCAACUUCUACAACAACUAUGUGACAUGCAGGGACACGGCCACGCUGGCCGACGUCGCAGAUCACAUGGAUUACGUGAAGAAGGUGGCCGGUGCCCGGUACGUCGGCUUCGGCGGGGACUAUGACGGUGUCACAAGGCUCCCCACCGGCCUGGAGGACGUCUCCACAUACCCCGCGCUGGUGGCCGAGCUGCUGGCCAGGAACUGGACGGAGGCAGAGGUGAAGGCAGCCCUGGCCGAAAACCUGAUCCGUGUCUUCAGGAAGGUGGAGGAGGUGAAGGCGAACCUGCAAGGCACGGCUCCCCACGAGACGCCCAUCGCCUUCGAGGAGCUGGAGGGAUCGUGCAGGACCCCCUACGGGUACACCGACGGCGCUGGCACAGCCCGGCUCCCGCCGGCAGCCCUGGGGCUGGCGCUGGCCCUGCUCCACUCCCUGCUCUCCUAGCAUCCGGCACGGCUCCCCCCGCAGCUCCCACACCCUGCCCGGCAGGAUGCUGGCAGCUGGCCCAGUGGCUACCAGGAUGAGUCCAACCCUGGUGCCUCUUCCCACCUGCGCACCUGCCCCGCGAGCGAAAUAAAGCCGUGCUUCCAG
This is a messenger RNA of Chroicocephalus ridibundus (black-headed gull), 1526 nucleotides long. RefSeq names its product dipeptidase 1 (gene DPEP1). The transcript has 10 exons. Gene Ontology annotation, cellular component: plasma membrane. The record is from RefSeq and is a predicted model, not a curated record. Gene Ontology annotation, biological process: proteolysis. Gene Ontology annotation, molecular function: metallodipeptidase activity. Bases 129 to 1379 code for a protein of 416 amino acids. NCBI's taxonomy places the organism in Eukaryota, Metazoa, Chordata, Aves, Charadriiformes, Laridae.